Molecule: messenger RNA, 607 nt
Organism: Leptopilina boulardi
Lineage: Eukaryota; Metazoa; Arthropoda; Insecta; Hymenoptera; Figitidae
Gene: mRpL54
Product: 39S ribosomal protein L54, mitochondrial
Exons: 2
Coding region: 125-529 (134 amino acids)
Cellular component (GO): mitochondrial large ribosomal subunit
Molecular function (GO): structural constituent of ribosome
Source: RefSeq, a predicted model, not a curated record
UAUUAUUACUUCGUGGUAAUAGUUUGUCUUGACAAGAAAUCAUUUGAAGGGAAUAAAAAAAAAUAAUUUUGUAUUUUAAAAGAAAUUCUUCAAAUUUUUUUUUUUAGUCAUAAUAUAAUCAAAUAUGAGAUUAUCUUUUGGUCAUACGCUGUUUAUGUUUCAAAAACAUAUAGUUUCCAACGUAGAAUGUUUUUUCUUUAAACGAAAUUAUGCCGCUCAAAAUCUUUCGCUAGGUAAAAAAGGAAAAGCGGGAAAAAAAUUAGGACCUACAGCUACGAAAAAAUUAUUGCCAGUCGAAACCGAUGUUAAUAAAUUACUUACUUUUGUUUGCGGAAGUAAUAUUUUCAAGGAAGGUAAAGACAUUGAAAUUAAACCAGAUUCAGAAUAUCCAGAUUGGCUUUGGAACAUUCGCACUGGGCCACUUCCUCCUCUCGAAGAAAUGGAUAAAAAUACAAAAGCGUAUUGGAGAAGAUUGAGAAGAUUGGGUAUGCAAAGACAUAAUAAAAUGUCAAAAUUAAGAAGAUUUUAAAGUAAUAUAAAAUAGUUUAUUAUAUCGUUUGAACAUUGACUAUUGUUAAGAAUAAUAAAAUAAUAAGUUUAUGACAAA